CCCCCUCCGCCGCAGAGGCCCCGCCCCUCCCGGCCGCGCCGGGCGGACCCGCUGCCCCGGCGGCCACUUGCCCGCGGCCUGGGCUGGCCCGGGCGGGCGGCGGGUCGGGCCGCGCACACCCCCGGCCCCCGCUCCGCGCCCUCCCCCCGCCCGCUCCGCCCCGCGGGCCGGCGCCGCCCCGCGCAGCCGAUCAGCUGUCAUGCUUCCAUCUGCACGCCCGGAAGAGGACUCUGCUACCAAAGUCAUCGUUUCCAGCUAGACGCGCCCAAACCGAGCGGCUGCCAUGGAAACGGGCGGCGCGGAGGAGCCCGCCCGCAGCAGGUCGCAGUCGGUGACCUGCGGGCAGCGGGAGGGAUGCGACCAGCAGCCGGAGGAGAACGGGGACCGGCUGUCCGAGCGGGGCGACGCCUCCGUCACGGCCGCGGAGCCGCAGCAGCCUCAGCCGCCCGCCGGCAAGCUGAAGAAAACGGCUUUCAAGCUGUUUGGAGGGAAGAGGAGCAUCUGUACGCUGCCCAGUUUCUUUGGAGGCAGAAGCAAAGGCCAGGGGAAGGCAGGCUCCAAAAAGGGCCUCACUAAGUGUAAGACCCACGACGGGCUGAGCGGUGCCGCGUACGACAAGGGCGGCGGGGCGCAGCUGGAAAGCCCUUUGGAGGGGAGCAGGGACUCGCACCCUUGCCCUUUGGCGAGCUCCCAAAGCGCUCACCUGGCCGUAGACGCCAGCGCCAGGUUUGACUUCAGCCAGGGGGACGGCUCUCCACCCGGGAGUAUCGAUGGCUGUGAGAAAAAGCCCAACGGAGACAAGUCGUCCUUUCCCAGAGCCAAGAAAGGCCUGAAAGGGUUUUUUAACAGCAUCCGGCGUCACCGGAAGAGCAAGGCUGCCGAGUGUGAGAAAGCAGAGCUCCCCGAGUGGACGGGGGAUGCGGAGGAGGCCGGCAAAGCUCCUGGCGUGGGAGCGGAGAGCGGCGGGGCGGCAGAGGGACAGGGACAGGGACCCAUCCCUCUUGCCGCGGGGUGCCUGGGGAGCUCGGAGGACGACCGCUCGGUAGGCGCAGCUGCCAAGUGCGGAGAGGCCGCCCAGCCCGGCUGUCUGGCGGCUGCCGAAGGCAGCUCUGAGGGCGACGCGGUGGCGGUGCCGGGGAAGAGGGAGGUUCCGGAUACGAGAUCCGAGGCCGACGCUGAUGUCUGCACGGAGUUUGACGGUGGCAAUGUGCUGCUGGCCUUUCAUCCGGAACUCACGGACAAGGACCCUCCGUGCCUCCACUCUGGGGACCUGCUGAGCUUCAUCUUGGGAGACGUCACGUCCCUGAAGAGCUUUGAUUCCCUGACGGGCUGCGGAGACGACAUUGCUGAGCCCGACAUCGCCGAGAGCACCAUCUCUGUGGAGCGCAGCAGAGACGCUGCCAAACGGAGCUCCUGCCUGGUCACCUACCAGGGCGGUGGGGAGGAGAUGGCCAUACCCGAGGAGGCGGAGGAGUACCUGCACCAGCUAUGGAGCAGCCACGCGGCAGGGGAGCGGAGCUACGGAGCCCGGGUGUCGAGGAGCAGUUUGGAGACAGAGGCCUGGCACGAGGCGGAAGGCCAGCCCUACGCGGGGGACGCGACGGACGGCGUUGAGCUCCUGACGCCCCAGAGCGACCAGCAAGAGUCCGCCCCUAACAGCGACGAGGGUUAUUACGACUCCACCACGCCGGGGCUGGAGGACGAAGGCGGCGACGGGCUCGGUGAGAUGAAGAAGGACCGUCUUCCGAGAGACAGUUACAGCGGUGACGCACUUUAUGAGUUUGACGCGCUGAUGAGCCCCGCUGCCGGGGAGGAAUCGCUGUUUGAGAGCAAAGUCUCGCCCCCGGGGAUCUUCAGCUACUUCUUGGACUUCUGCCUGCCUGCCGAGAAGAGCCUGGUGCAGAUGAUGGACCAGAAAAGAGGGGUGAUGGAAACGGAAGAAGAGCGUCUGGCGGCCAUUCAGAAAGAGCUGCUGUACUGGGAGCUGCAGAGGGAACCGGUCCUGAAACGCCUCGAUGUUCCCAGCAAGGAGAAGCGUCCCCGGGAACAGCAGUGCGUUGAAUGUAAAACUAGAGCAGCCAACUCGCUUGGCAAGACUCAGAGCGGCCUCGGUAGCGAGCCGGUGGCCUCGCCCGCCCCGAGCAGGGGUGCGAAGAGUGGGCUUCUGGUGGCGAGAGGUGAAAAUCCCGAGUGGGGAGAUUUUCCAGGGCCUCUGUGUCCCGAAAACUGUUACAGCAGCCAAAAAGCCCAGGGAAGUUGCCUUAUUCAGCUCACGAAGAACAACUCGGGGUUCGAUUCGGACCCGGACUGUGGGAUGUUUGGCGUAGCCCCGGCCAAAGCAGGAAUGUUCCCCGGCUACAGGCUCCCGGAGCAGGAGCGUGGCGGCGGAGCGGAGAGCACCACGGGCAAGCCCCAGGUGGGCAGCGAGCACGAGCCCGAGCACGCGGUGAGCUUCUCGCAAGCGCUGGUGGAGUUUGCCGGCAGCGGGACCCUCUUCUCCAGCCUGUCGGAAAGUCUGGGCAGCUCUGCCUCCGGGUCGUCCUUCACCCAGAACCUCCCUGCCCUCCCCACCAUGGUCACCUUUGACGUCGUCGACGUGGAGCAGGAAGGAGAGGGGGAGUGCGAGCAGCACCCCGAGAUGAACGGCGGCGAGGACAUCGCGGAGGCCUUUGACGAGGGCUACGGACAGAAAGAGUCGUUGGCCGAAUGUGACGAGAGAAUGUCCCCGGGGUACGCCCCGGGCCCCUUCCAGAGCUGCAACUGGGGUGUUGCCAGCCUGCCCCGGCACCUGCGCCUGCACGGGCUGGGCCCCUCCGCGCCAGCGCCGCUCUCCGUCGACCGGAGGAGCCGGUCGCUCGACACGGAGAGCCUGGAGUUUGAGCUUGCCGACGCGCAGGCUGCCAGGAGCGGCCCUCAGCCCUGCCGGCUCUGGUCGAAGCGGGAGGGCGGCCAAAGGGACUCGGGCGGAGCGAGGAGGAGCAGGAGCGAGGAGGAGGGCGAGCCGGCGGCUCCCGACGGUGGGUUGAGCUGGCCGGGCUCGCCGCACCUCCGGCACGACACCGACGCGGCUGCCGGCGGGGGGACGAAGCCCUGGGCUUUUGCUCCGGCCGCCGCGAUGGAGCGUGCCUGGGAGCCGUCGGAGCAGCCGACGUCCCCCUUCCCGCCUCUUUCCCAGGGUGUCGCUGGAGAGACUCCGGCCAGGCGGCCCCCAGAGCCGGAGCCGAGCAGGCACCCGCUCAGGCCCUCCAAUUUGCCUCUGCAGCCCGAGGCGAGGCGGUCCCGGGAGGCGGCCGGUUCCUACAGGUACCCGGGCGAAGUCACCGCCAAGAACCUGGCUCGAUUGUUACCCUUGGGAGAAACAGAGCCCGCGCUGCCCCCGAGCUUGAGUUUCCCGCGCUCGCCGGAGAAACGCGCCAAGUGCAGACCCGUCGGCAUCGCCCAGGGCGUGCCUCAGCACCCCAACGGCAGCACCGACACCACGAAAGGCGCGGAGCGCUGCGGAGAGCCCCUGAAAGGCAGAGCCCCCCCCGGGCACGUGCUGCCCAUCGGCUGCCGCAGCGCUGCCCUGAGCGUCGCCGAAGCCGAAUAGCCGCUCCGGGGAGGGCGUGCAAAGGGUUGCCAAGCGCGGGGAGGGGGAAAAUAAACCUGAGCGAGGAACUGGUGAGUGACUUGAAUGUAGACCUGAGCUGGUCAGGAUGAGCUCCUCUGCCGCAGCCGCGGUACGUGGUCUCGCCGCUGCGGGUGCUCUGGCGGGGUUCAGAGCUGCCUCUGGGAUUUGUACGUUAACUCUGAGGCGCUUUCUUGUUUUCCAGCGCGAGCCGCCCCGCUCUCGGACGCCCAGUGCGGUCGCAGCCCCCGGCGCGCUCACGUUGCUGCUAGAACGAAAGCUGGGAACGGACCCGUUGCUAGCGUGGCAGGUUUGGGGGUUUCUGCAGGAUUGGAGCCGGGGGAGCAAGCCUUGGGGAAGCUUUUGGGAGCAAUUGGGUAUUUUCUUCCUCUCCUGGGUGAAAUGUUUGGUUCGGGCUCACUUCGAAUGUCUCGAUUCGGGGAGGCUGGGAGGAAAGACGCUGGUUAUUUCUGGAGCGGGGACGGGAGGCGAGUCAGCUGAAAAGGGAACUUUGCAGUAGCAUUUUUAUUUAUUGUGUUUUUUCCCUUGCCCCAAAGGAGCAGGAGCUUUUGUGCGCAUGCCGGUACCAUUUGCCAGGUCUAGUUUGAAUUUGCUCAAAGAUACUGCGCUCGGAGAGCUGUGCUGUCGAUGGUGUCCCUUCUAAGUGUCGGUCCCUUUGUUGUCGUGGUCUGUCUUCACGGUGCGUCAUUCCCGGAUGAAACCUUGCCCGUGCUUUGUCCCACGCUCGUCGCCUGUCCCGGGCCGUGGGCACACGGACGAGGUCUGUGAAAUAAGCUGAAUUUGCAUCGCGCCCGUAGCUGCAAAGUGGCAGAUGCCGUUCCUUUUGUCAAGAGGAAGUUUUGGGGGUUUUGUUUUUUCUUUUAAAUUAUUUCACAGUUGUUUUCUUUGCAUAAACUCAUACCAGGAAAGUAUUCUGUUAAUUGGAAUACAGGACGUAACGCAGCCUAAAUUAGGCUUCAGGACUUCCUCCUCCUCCUCCUCCUCCUCCUAACUGGAGGGGACAGAAAAGCUGGAGGUUGCUGCAGGUUUUGGAUUUCUUUUCCUCUUUGGAGGAGCGUGGAGGAGGGACGCGAGCAAAGGAGACAGACUUUGUCUGCGGAGGUCGUACAAGCUCCUGGAAACAUCCAUUUCAGGCCGUUGGUCCCCGAGACAUCUCCCAUGCCCUCCGUGAUCUCAGCCACGCUUGUCUCUAAACCAAACCUCCCUGUCCGUGGCUUACAAAGCUGCUUCCUGCUCUGUGCAGGCUCUGUAUUCCGAUUUUAAUUCGGUUACCGAUGACGGGUUUUGGUUCCCCUCCCCUGUUUCUGAUUUUCUCUGCAGCAGAGUUUGUAGCAGUAGAAAAACUGGAUGCUGCUCCCGCUGCGCGUCCACGUCCCCCAGCGGGAGAGGAGAAGGCGGUCGGCCAGCGCAAGGUCCCCUGGCCUCCAAGGUUGUGUCGUUAAUGCAGCGCGUGAGCAUCUGCUAACGAGUAUUGCCUCAUUGGAACAGGCUCCCGUCUUGCUCGGAGCAAGGACAGGCUCAGGUGUGUGCACCGCACGUCUCACCGCCACUCACAAAAUAAAUACCGGGAGCAAGUGCUGCUGGCGACAGCGGAGCCGCUGUCACGCGGAGCGGCGUUCGCAGCAAUGGCUUGGCUGAGCAGCAGCCCCGUACCGGGUUUGAAUUCCUGUUUUAUUUUAGCGCAUCACCAAAGGCAUCUCGCGGGCGGAGGGGGUUUUGUUUAGACACGGUGCAGCCUUUGCCAAAGCCUUGGCGAGGUCGGAAAGUGUCUCGGUGCUACAACGAGCGUUGCGUUGCAAAGGCGCGUCUCUCGGAGUGACUCUGGGUUGUAGGUACGUGAUGGAAAGGCUUAGUGAAAACAGCUUCUGGACUCGAAUGUGUGAAAGCAAUACAGCCAAGACUUGAUAAUCUGACUUUAUACCAAAGGUUUCUCCUCUUAAUUUGAUGCAAACUAAGUGAAGCAAAUACCUAUUGACUUGAAAUGAGUUUUCUAAAAGCAUUUGUGGAGCCAAUUUCCUGCAUUAUUGGCAUCUUCUGGGCCAUUAACCCAAAAGAGUAAGAAUUUUGAAGACGCUAACCCGGCCUGUAAAUUGUCACUGCCGUAGAGAGCCUGGCUUUCCCUGCCUAACGUCCCGCUCUCCCUAACGUCUGUCCCGGGAUGGCUCGGGCCAGAUCUUCUGGCCUGGAUCUGGAUCAAGCCGUUAGUCAAACACGGCCUUUACCUGGGGAACUCCAAUGUGAGAGUGAUAAUUAAUCAAUGACAAAGGGCUUCUGAGCCAGGACUGAGGCAUGGAACGGGGCAGAGCAGAUCGUCUGGCCAAGAUAUUGAGGCCAAAGUCCCCUGGAGGAACUCGCCGGAUCCGUCCCUUCCAGGGCAGGUCUCGCCUCAAAGCGACGAGUUACGGCUGUGAACCUGCACCGAAACCACUGACGUUGGGGUCAGCCUACCAAGUAAUUCUGUAUUGCGUUUUGGGGACUUGGGGGGGUUGUUUCUUUUUAUACACAUGAGAAAACGGUCGAUUUUAUCUAUUUUUGUAUAGUUUUGCAUUUUAUAUUCACGGGGAAACUUUACGGACUGUUCUUUUACUCGUGGUCGUUGUCUUUCGAAGCGGUGGGGUUUUCUUCCGACGGAGAAAAGGCAAUUAUUGCUGCUGCUGCCGCCGCCCGUGCAAUGCAAGGAAACCCCCUGGCUCCUCGUGUCCUCCUGUAACGCCCGUUCCACUUUAUGCGCAGGGCCAGCGCUGAGCCCAGCAGCCGCCCAUUGCGAUACACACCCGCUCUCUGCACACGCCGCUGGGACGUCCUGGUUUUAACACUGCUCUGUCACACUCGUCACGGUUCCUUCUUUGUUUCUAAGCUUUGUUUUCAGUCUGUAUUUGGGUGAAGUGAUGAAUAAAACCCAGCGAAGCCUCUCAGCUCUAAAGAAAACCAAGAAUUCUCCCUUGUGGCAGGCGCCCCGUGCUUCCCCUCUGCCGUGCGGCUGCGGGCAGGCUGCGGAGCUGGGCUGCGGGCGCCCUGGGGGCGGAGGUGGCUCCUCCCAGGCGACCGACUUGUCUGAAUUUUGGGGGUUUUUUCUGUUUUCUUUCUGGUCUCAUUGCUACUAGUCCUUUAAGCUUUUUAAUGUAUCGAUUGUGUUUUGAAAUGAAUGUUCCUUCCACUGCAUUCUAAUGAAUAAACUUCAGAUUUUUA
This is a messenger RNA of Grus americana (Whooping crane), 6817 nucleotides long. RefSeq names its product APC membrane recruitment protein 1-like. Bases 284 to 3589 code for a protein of 1101 amino acids. The record is from RefSeq and is a predicted model, not a curated record. Gene Ontology annotation, cellular component: plasma membrane. NCBI's taxonomy places the organism in Eukaryota, Metazoa, Chordata, Aves, Gruiformes, Gruidae. Gene Ontology annotation, biological process: regulation of canonical Wnt signaling pathway. The transcript is spliced from 2 exons. Gene Ontology annotation, molecular function: phosphatidylinositol-4,5-bisphosphate binding; beta-catenin binding.